This is a messenger RNA of Diceros bicornis minor, 4303 nucleotides long. Its product is annotated as H2B.U histone 2. The coding region runs from base 26 to 406 and encodes 126 amino acids. Lineage: Eukaryota; Metazoa; Chordata; Mammalia; Perissodactyla; Rhinocerotidae. Gene Ontology annotation, molecular function: DNA binding; protein heterodimerization activity; structural constituent of chromatin. The record is from RefSeq and is a predicted model, not a curated record. The transcript has a single exon. Gene Ontology annotation, cellular component: nucleosome.
CGCCUCCCUCUGUCGAUCUGUCACCAUGCCGGAGCCCUCCCGUUCGGCGCCGGCCCCCAAAAAGGGCUCCAAGAAGGCCGUCACCAAAGCGCAGAAGAAGGACGGCAAGAAGCGUAAGCGCGGCCGCAAGGAGAGCUACUCCAUCUACGUGUACAAGGUGUUGAAGCAGGUCCACCCCGACACCGGCAUCUCCUCCAAGGCCAUGGGCAUCAUGAACUCGUUCGUCAACGACAUCUUCGAGCGCAUCGCCAGCGAGGCCUCCCGCCUGGCGCACUACAACAAGCGCUCGACCAUCACGUCCCGCGAGGUGCAGACGGCCGUGCGCCUGCUGCUGCCCGGCGAGCUGGCCAAGCACGCCGUGUCCGAGGGCACCAAGGCCGUCACCAAAUACACCAGCUCCAAGUGAGGCGCGGCGCGCCGCUCUGGAACCCAAAGGCUCUUUUCAGAGCCACCUCCAUGUUCAAAAAGGGGCGUGCCACUUGGCCUGGUUGUGCCGAGCUAUUCGGUCGGUGUUGUGGAGGAGAUUGGAGUGCGCGAUGAGGGCUCAAAUGCGGAGAUAAAGCUAAGCUCCUUUAUUUAAUGGCCUAUUCCUCCCACAAAACCUGAGGGGUUAGCCUCGGCCCCACCAGGAGCCAGAGAGGGCGUGGCUCUGGUACUCGCGGGCGUGGACCGCAUGGGGGCCCUCCUGUCUGCGUGGGGCGAGCGCCGUGCGGUGGAGGGCUCGCGUCAUCUCCGGGAAGGCCUCGGGCCAACCUGCCCCUUUUUCGUGUCUCCCUGGGGUCGGAACGGGUGUGCUGGACGUGACGCCUGUGAGGCCAUGAGUGUUACUGCGCAGCCCUGGCGGAGGCGCUUGGGCCGUCCUUCUCGCCUUUGUCAGGACGAGGCACCAGGAGCUCCUUGCCAAAAGCGUUUUAGCAGCGUUGAGUUUGAGUAGCUCUUUGUGGGCAGUGCGCGUUCCCGUUAGAAAAAUCAAAACGGCGACUGCGCAGACACUGGUGUUCUCUCUCAUGCUGAGCUAAAGUCUUGGGAGAUUGACUUUUUCUUUUAUCCGGAGUCUAUGUACCUGUUAAUGUAAGCCCAGUAAAGGAUGAAAGCGCCAUUUUAAUAAAACAAACGUAGCACCUUUUUAAAACAUUCAGUAAAUCAUAUACGAAGUAUGUAUAAUGUUUCCUGGAUGAGAUUUCAGAACAGCUAAGGCAUGCAUGUAGUCCCGACUGGGGCCCAGGCUGUUCUUGCUUUAAAACGUAUCCCACGGUCCUGGUGACUCCCAAACCACGAACGCCGCGGAGAGCAACCCAGUCUCCAAGAGCCAGAACACCUCCCGGGACUGGGAUUCGAGGUUGGGUUCACACAAGUGGACAAUGGCCGUCUCACUCCUGCUCCCUCGGGGACACACACCGUCUGCAGUGAACACCACGCAUUCCUCAACAUUUAACCUCUUCUUGUUUAAUGUAGUAAAUUCAUCAUCUAGCAUUCGUCGUUUCUUCUCAAAAGGACAGUUUUCCCCCUUCCAUAAUCUUUGGUUUACUCCAUAAUAAUUGGCAAAUUUGACUUGAAAUUUCCAGCUGAAAUGGAGUGAAGGGAAGUCUCUCAAAUGCAUUUCGGGUUGUAUACCUGCAAAAUCCCUCCAGUUCCUUCCAGAUCUUUAAGCAUUUACCUUAGUUACUUAGACUCAAUGUUUCCAUUGUGCUGGGUCCUAGUUCUCUUGGCCUCUCUUCUCAAAUACGUGGUGAAUUGCCUUCAUUUAACCUUCAACUUAAGGUAACAUAACACCUUUCUCCGUUGUAGUAAUAUUAUAGACAUGGGUUCUUUAUACGUCUCAAUUUUCUUGAUUAUAAAAUCUCAAUAGCAGGGUGCUGUGUCACCUCGCCUCUUCCUAGACAGAUUCCAUGCUAGAAGAGGGCCAAAUCGGGCCCAUUACGCAGGCAGCCUUGACUCCACUGUCCAGCAAAUAGAGGCAGCCUUUUCUUUAUUUCAAGCUGUCUGUGUGCCAGAGGAGUCAAAAGGACUGAGAAAUUAAUCGAUGUUUUGCAUUAUCCACAACAAAAUUUAUUUAUUGUAUUUGGGAAUUAUUAUAACAUGCAUUUUGCUUCUUGAUUUCAUUUUUGAUACUAAGCUGUGUUGUUGCCUCCAGCUAGCACAAUCUAUCCCACUUACUCUGCUGGAGUCAAGUUUCCUUUUAUUCAACUUACACUUUAAGCUCAUUAAGGUAGAGAAUCACGUGGAUCUGUGAGACAAAUUUCAUGUGAUGAGUGCGCCUUAAGAUACUGACUCCCCGUUUACUCUGUAGGAGCCUAGGCUUGGACCCAGCCAGCAGAUCCCUGCCUCAUAGCACAGAGGACUGGAUUCUCGAGUUUAGAAAAUGAGUCGUAUAUCUCUUGAGAGGAUUAAGGGUGUUGACUUUUGAUGAUUGAUCAGUUUAAUUUUUGGAUUAUAACUAGGAAGGCAAACAAUGGAGUAAAACAGCUAUGACAAAAUUUCCAUUUCUAUGUAUCCAUUUUUGUAAAUGUUUUAGAGUGUGUAUUUAUAAAAGAAAACAAAGGAAAAGAAAUGAUGCUGCAUACUGCUGUCAUUGUAACCAAACACCACUGUAAAUGCACGUGGAUACAGGAACUAAUGGAUGCAGGAAGGGACUCAGGAAGGGAGAGACCACCACCCAUUUCAUUAAAAGAGGUAUAUUUCAUUAAAAUUUUGCUUUUUCUUUGGUAAUUACCUAUCAAAACUUAUGUUCUAAACAAUUGUACUGUCCAGUUGAGUUUUUAAACACUGACUUUCGGUUACCUACAAGUAUUUUUAAAUUUCAAUUUACAUACUUUUUUGUAGAAAAAAGUGGUAGAUAAAACGUUGUUAAACAAAAAGUAUAUCUUACAUUAGGAUGAAAUUCUGAGGCAGCAGUGGAAUGGCAAUGAGUUCAGGGAGAAAAAAUAAUCAACUAAAAUGUCUCACUAUUAACGAGGAAUUUUAUCCCGUGUUUUAUAAAUUAUGGUUCUGAAUUGACAUUCCAAUAGAUACCUUUACAAGAUUGAUCUGACCGUUUUGUUUUUAAAACGUCUUAUGUUGGGAUUUGCAUCCUUGCAACUAUCUGAACUAACGAUAAAAAUAUAUUAGAUGCCAAUUUUAAAACGUGAGGUUUACAAAAUUCUUUUCAAAUGGACGCACGCGGGAAAAGGAAUGGGGGUUUCCAGCCGCUGUGCCGAGGACGCUGGGAGACUGGUGACGUUUCCUCCCCAGCCGCCCCCACCCAGCGUGGCACGCGACUAGCUUCCUUUGGACAGAUGAUUUGCAAAAACACGAUUAUCUUUUAUUGAAUGUCUGUUCCUUGCCUGAGACGAUGACACGAUCUUUCAAUACAACUAAUUCUCAAAAAGGCUCAAGAAAGUGAGGAAUCUCUUUUUUACAAAUUAGAAAAGCCAAGCCAAGAAAAAGGCAGGCGAUGUUCUUUCCCGAGUGAAGACUCUUCAUGGCAAAGAGCUUUCCCUGAGCCAAGAAGACACUCCAAAUAAAUGCCAUGAACUCAAAGGGAGGAAUGUGCGUCACUGAAGCUUCAUAAAAAAACUUACGCGGCUUAAGGGGGAAGAAGCUAAUUUGUUCAGAAAAAGGGAAUUCUUUUCUCUUAAAUUGAUUCCCCCCCCUCCCCAAGAGUUAAAGCUUCCUGCAGCAGGUUCGGCUUCUUAGAUCCGGCUCCCACGCACAGGGAGCUGCGUUUUCACCGCGCUUCGGUUUCAAACAUCCUGCCAUUGCAGAGUCCAGCCAUGUAAACAUCUUCCCAAAAAUAUUCAUUGCUCGACAAUGAAGAUGUCUGGUCUCGGCAGGGAUGCAGCGCCAGGGGCCACCGCCAUACCUGCGCGACGACACCCAAGGCCUCAGCAGGCGCAUCGUCUCGUGUACCUGUGGGAUCACCCACCAGGGACACGGGUGUGGUUGGAUUGGCACCAGCUUUCUGGGGAGAUGAGCCGCGCCCCUUACCCACGCGGCGCACGCCACGCUCACACAGGCCGGGCCCUGGGUGGAGUCCCCGCGCGCAAACGCCGGGAAUGCACACUCCAGCCACCAAAAAACGUUUUGAGCUUAAGGUUCCUACUUCGCCUGGGGUUACGUUAACAGCCCUGGGCGGACGCGAAGGUGGAUGCGUGUUCUUGAUCGCCUCCCUAGUUUCCGUCCCCGACUUUCGCAAGCAGUUAGCGUUCUCGCCUUUUCCUCACCUACGCCCGACCGCGCGCGCACACGGUUCAGGCGAGAACCCUCCCACUAAUCCGAGAAGCACUAGCUUACUUGAAAGAUGGGCUUACACACCCCUUCACCG